GGCCUGGGUACUUACCAGCAGUCUUUCCCGGGAAGUUGUCGCGUAAUGGUGUCGCCUAGCAAGCUAUUGGAGCCACCGCUGAACCGGAUGCCCUGCAGUGUCCUGCACAGUCGUCCGGGUCAGAGCUGCACCCAGGCUUUUCUGUGGAACCUGUACCGCAACCAUGUGUCCAGCGGGAAAUACUAUCUACCCCUACUGCUGGUCUGUUCCCCUUGGCUCUGAAAUGGCGACGCCUUACAAAUAGAAAGGCCACAAUGCCAGUGGUUUGGAACUAUCUGCAAGCCACCAGUUUUGCUUCCUUCAUCAAUGCCACCACAUUUUAUCUGAUGUGUAUGGCCCGGCGAUACAAUAGUCGUUUUAUGUUUAUUUUCACCCCUUACCUGUCCUGCUGGCUGGCCUCCCAACUUAGCUGGUGGAUGCCACCCCAGGUGCUCCUCUACUUUGUGAGUGGUAUCACCCAUGCCGCCUUGGAAACGCUGAUGCGUUACUUUAAUGUGCCCUUAGUGCACUCUCGUUUGGACCAAACACUUGUGUUUAUGAUCUGUUCCCUAAUUGCGAUUCAUUAUCAACAAGCAAAUAAAUACUCUGGUUUCUGGUUCAUACGCCCUGUUCCUUUGCACAAAGAUUACCAAAAAUGGACGAUGAUACAACGACUAAGAGACAGUCUUAAGGAAAUAAGUACUUAUAUGGGUGUUGGUCUGGUACUAGAUCUUGUGAAUCCCAUUCGAAAAAGGAGCCUCAAAAGUCUACGUCUCAAAUCCACAACCUUUUUGGUCGGCUAUAUUGGGAUAUUUAAGUUGCUGCAAUCUUUGUUUUUAGGAAGAUUUAAUUUAAAACAUUCCAAUGCCUUUGCGGCUUUCCUAAGUGGGUCUGCCUUUGCUUCUUUAAAUCGUCUGACAUUUAUGUGCUUUGCCGUGGUCACUGCCAGCCAGGUUAUUUGGCUUCAGGUAUGCUCCAAGGACCCCAAACAGGACACCCGACUGGCAACUAUUCAAAGGAUACCCUGGUCCAAGCUACUGAUACCCUGCUGUCUGGCCUAUCUGGUGCACAUUUUCUUCUUCCAUUCUCACCACCUGAACGAUCUGGCCAGGGACUUUAUUGACUUCACCUGCGAUAAGAAUGGCCAACGACUAUUGGAUUUAAUGAAACUGCCAGAUGUAAACAUGAUAAUGACAAAAGUUAAUAGCUCGCCAAAAACCUCAUUUUGGUAUUAAUCACAAAAAGGAUGAAUUUGUUAAAGAAAUAAAAUAAAUCAAAUGUAUAUAUUGUCACAUUAAACUAAAUAAAUCGUCAACAAACAA
This is a messenger RNA of Drosophila ananassae, 1301 nucleotides long. RefSeq lists its product as uncharacterized. The record is from RefSeq and is a predicted model, not a curated record. NCBI's taxonomy places the organism in Eukaryota, Metazoa, Arthropoda, Insecta, Diptera, Drosophilidae. Bases 255 to 1214 code for a protein of 319 amino acids. The transcript has 5 exons.